Messenger RNA from Monosiga brevicollis MX1, 829 nucleotides. RefSeq lists its product as uncharacterized. NCBI's taxonomy places the organism in Eukaryota, Choanoflagellata, Craspedida, Salpingoecidae. The transcript is spliced from 5 exons. Gene Ontology annotation, cellular component: peroxisomal matrix; cytosol. The record is from RefSeq and is a predicted model, not a curated record. Gene Ontology annotation, molecular function: protein binding. The coding region runs from base 1 to 735 and encodes 244 amino acids. Gene Ontology annotation, biological process: protein import into peroxisome matrix.
AUGUGCCUAGACGAACCUGGAACGAUGGGCUCUUUGGCGUCUGCUUUGACGAGCACGAUGCAACGCGUGUCUGGACGUGCGCGGGUGAUGGGAGCGUCCAACAAUGGCUGGUCCAGUCCCAACAAGAGCAUCCCAUUUCACACUGGCGCCACCACACUGCAGAGGUCAUGCAUGACAAGGGACAAGGUCUCCAUUCUCACCGUUUUCUGGACGCCCACCCUUUGCCCCGUCGUUGCGACCUGCAACGCCGCCCCCCAUAACGCACACGAUGCCCCGAUCACGCUGCGUGGUCACCAGGGCAACGUGUAUGACCUAACGUGGCACCCCGGUGGCCGCACUUUGGCCACCGUGGCAGCCGAUCGCAUGUGUUAUAUCUGGGACACGAGCAGCGCUCACAGCCCGGUCCAGCGCAUGGAGCACGCACACGAAGUCCUAGCCUGUGAUUGGCACAAAUACCAUCAACACCUUGUCGUAACGGGCUGCGUCGAUGCCAAUGUUUACGUCCUAUGCGAUGUCUUCAACGAGCAUGUGGUCUACAGCGCGGGCUACGAUUUUGCAACCUUUGCCUGGGAUCUUCGUUUGGCAUCGCGACCUACAAGUAGUUCGGGCCCGCUCAUCAACCAGCACACGUGCCAUUCAGAGUUUGUGACGGCAUUGGCGGCUUCCACGCACGAGCAUGUAGUUAUUGAUGGUGGAUGGGAUGCACGCCUGCAGUUUUACGAGAGCGGUUCUUGAAUGACAAUCUGCGAGGCGUGGACGCGACCGGGGAGAGGCUAGGAUAGGACAAUGAGUUUGCAUCUAGUUGGACGUCAAUUGAUGACGCGUGUGC